AUGAAGAAGGAGAGGACAGGCGACAAUUGUCGCCCAUUCAAAUUAGCCCAUCAAAUUCUCAGUUUAACUGGCAUUAGUUUUGAGAGGAGAAGUGUCAUUGGAUUCGUGGAACUGACAAUAGUACCACUAACAGAUAACUUGCGUUACAUCAGGCUCAAUGCUAAGCAGUGUCGCAUUUAUCGUGUCUGUCUAAAUGACCAGUAUGAAGCAAACUUUCAAUAUUUUGACCCCUUCUUGGAUAUAUGCCAGAGUGAUCCCAACACGAGAUCCCUGGAAGUGUUCUCCCAGUAUCACUUAUCUGCUGCACAAAAAAUUGAUCCAGACCACAACUCUGGCGAGCUUCACAUACAAGUGCCGGAUGAUGCUGCUCACUUGGUGGGAGAAGGGAGGGGGCUUAGGAUAGGCAUUGAAUUUUCACUGGAGUCGCCUCAGGGUGGUAUGCAUUUUGUUGUGCCUGAGGGCGAGGGGACUUUGGUUGAGAAAUCCGCCCACAUGUUCACAUAUGGCCAUUCAGCCAGGUUAUGGUUUCCUUGUGUGGACAGUUUUGCUGAACCUUGUACAUGGAAACUGGAGUUUACAGUGGACGAGGCCCUCACAGCAGUAUCUUGUGGGGAGAUGCUUGAUGUGGUGUAUACACCUGAUCACAGACGGAAGACGUUCCAUUACGUGGUAAACACUCCAGCGUGUGCUCCGAACAUUGCUGUGGCUAUUGGACCGUUUGAAACAUACGUCGACCCACACAUGAACGAAGUGACGCAUUAUUGUUUGCCGCAUCUCAUGCAAAUACUCAAGAAUACGGUGCGGUAUCUACACGAGGCGUUCGAGUUUUACGAAGAGACACUCUCUACCAGAUAUCCCUACCCUUGCUAUAAACAAGUAUUUGUGGAUGAAACAGAAGACGACUCAACCGCAUAUACAACGAUGUCGAUACUAAGUACCCAUCUACUCCAUUCCAUUGCUAUAAUCGAUCAAACGUACGUAAGCAGGAAGGCCAUGGCCCAAGCAGUGGCCGAACAAUUCUUUGGCUGUUUCAUAACUAUGCAGAAUUGGUCAGACUUGUGGUUGGCCAAAGGAAUACCCGAGUAUUUGUGUGGAUUAUAUUCGAAGAAAUGUUUUGGAAACAACGAGUAUAGGUAUUGGGUACACCAGGAAUUGCAAGAGGUAGUAGGUUACGAAGAGCAGUAUGGUGGAAUGGUACUUGACCCAUGGCAGCCUCCCGCUAGCGGAGCUCGAGUUGAACUCAAGGACGUUUACUAUUUUCCCGUUAGGAAUGUACAUACUAUGUCACCGAGGUAUGUUGAGGUAAUGCGAAAGAAAUCCCAUCUUGUACUCCGAAUGUUGGAACAGAGGAUAGGCCAAGAGCUACUACUGCAAGUGUUCAACAAACAGCUGUCGUUAGCCACUAAUGCGGCUAACACAAAGAUCGGUAGCGGUUUCUGGGGCCAGCUGUUGUUGUCCACCAAUUUGUUUGUGAAAGCGAUAUUCACUGUUACUGGGAAGGAUAUGGCUGUGUUCGUUGAUCAAUGGGUCCGGACUGGAGGGCAUGCUAAAUUUCAACUGACGUCUGUCUUCAAUAGGAAGAGAAAUACAAUAGAACUAGAAAUACGUCAAGACUCUGUUCACGAGCGGGGGAUCAGGAAAUAUGUGGGGCCUCUAUUGGUGCAACUUCAGGAGUUGGAUGGGACAUUCAAACAUACGUUGCAAAUUGAGAACACCGUGGUAAAAGCCGAUAUCACGUGCCACAGCAAAAGUAGGAGAAAUAAGAAGAAAAAGAUACCUUUGUGUACUGGAGAGGAAGUGGAUAUGGACCUUUCUGCUAUGGAUGACUCUCCUGUGCUAUGGAUACGUUUGGACCCAGAAAUGUCGUUACUACGGAGUACCGUGAUAUCCCAGCCGGACUACCAAUGGCAAUAUCAAUUACGUCACGAGCGUGACGUCACAGCUCAGAGCGAGGCUAUAGACGCCCUUCAUAACUAUCCCGAACCCGCUACGAGAAAGGCCUUGACUGAUACCAUAGAGAAUGAGCAAACGUAUUACAAGAUUAGAUGCAGAGCAGCCCACUGUUUGACAAAGGUGGCAAACGCCAUGAUAAGUUCAUGGGCAGGCCCGCCGGCCAUGUUGACGAUAUUCCGCAAAAUGUUCGGCUCGUUUGCAGCGCCGCAUAUUAUAAAACAGAAUAACUUCGACAAUCUCCAACAUUACUUCUUGCAGAAAACCAUUCCAGUGGCAAUGGCUGGAUUGAGGAAUAUACACGGUAUAUGUCCGCCAGAAGUUGUCAGAUUCCUUCUAGACCUGUUCAAGUACAAUGACAAUUCAAAGAACCAUUUCUCGGACAACUAUUACAAGGCGUCACUUGUGGACGCAUUGGCUGCCACUAUCACACCAGUUAUAGCUGUUUUACAGCCUGGUGCGCCAAUAACAGCAGAUUCUCUGUCGGCGGACACAAAAUUAGUUCUCGAAGAGAUAACGCGCGUUUUAAACUUGGAGAAAGUUCUCCCGUGUUAUAAGAACACUGUGUCGGUCAGCUGUUUGCGCGCUAUACGCAGGUUACAGCAAUGUGGACAUUUGCCGAGUAUUCCGACUGUGUUUAGAGCGUAUGCUCAGUAUGGACAGUAUAUUGACAUAAGACUGGCAGCUUUCGAAUGCCUAGUUGACUUCGUGCGUGUAGACGGCAAACCGGAAGACUUGUCGUCACUAUUGACGGCGGUGGAGAAUGAUCCCGAUCCAGGUGUACGACACGGGUUGGCUCGUUUACUUGUCACGAUGCCACCUUUCGAACGCGCCCAAAGACAUCGACUGGAUACCGAAGCUGUUGUCCAUAGACUUUGGAACCAAAUAAACAGCCAACUAUCAAACGAUGCAAGAUUGAGAUGCGAUCUCGUAGAUUUGUAUUACACAUUAUAUGGUCUGAAACGGCCACUUUGCGUCCCCCUGCCAGAGAUACAAGCUAUGAUGAAACAGAUGCACAACAAGGAAAGAGAGAGGCUAGAGAGGGAAAGAGAGAGAAUGGAGAGGGACAGAGAAAGGCGGGACCGCGAUCGGGAAAUGGAAUCCAAGCCUGUUAUUAAGCAAGAGAUUGAUGAGAUACCUGUGAAGUGUGAAGUUGACAUAGGUCUUAUGGAAACGGUGCCGAAACCCGAACUGCCUAGGGAGGAUAAUCUACCUGUUCCGAUAUCGAGUAUUAAAGAGGAAGACAAUAAUGUUGAUGUCACAACUGUCCACGAUUUGCCAAUCAGAGUGUACAGUAGUGAUUAUUCAAAACGCGAGUUUGUGUCCGAUAAUGCAGUUGCCCUGCCCGGCAUCUCGGGGUCAUUAGGCCCCGUGGGCUUCGAACCCGGCAUGUUCAGGCACGAUAAAGAUGACCUGGGAGCUCCUAAGGCUAAGAAGAAGAAAAAGGACAAGAAAAAGCACAAACAUAAGCACAAGCACAAGCACAGCAGCAAAGACAAAUCUAAAGAGCACAGAGACAAGGACCGGUCGCUCCCUCCCCGGCCCCCUUCGAGCACCGAGCAUUUGAAGAUCAAAGAGGAGACACGCGAGACCUUGAGUUCAUUUAGUUCGAGCCAAAGUCCUUCAGAGGAUUUAACGUCAAUGCCCUCGAAUAUGAGUUUCUAAUGUGUAUUACUGUAUCUCAGAUCGUUUACUUUUAAGCAUUAAAGAAAAAAUAUAAUUUAAUAAUAUUC
Messenger RNA from Pararge aegeria (speckled wood butterfly), 3683 nucleotides. It is a transcript of the gene Taf2, whose product is annotated as transcription initiation factor TFIID subunit 2. The record is from RefSeq and is a predicted model, not a curated record. Gene Ontology annotation, molecular function: transcription cis-regulatory region binding; metallopeptidase activity; chromatin binding. Gene Ontology annotation, cellular component: transcription factor TFIID complex. Bases 1 to 3615 code for a protein of 1204 amino acids. The transcript has 19 exons. NCBI's taxonomy places the organism in Eukaryota, Metazoa, Arthropoda, Insecta, Lepidoptera, Nymphalidae. Gene Ontology annotation, biological process: transcription initiation at RNA polymerase II promoter.